AUCACCACGAUAAAAUGAGGGAAAUAAGAGCUCGUACAGAAAGAUAUAGGUGUUCAUUCUUUCCGCGCGCUAUACGAGAUUGGAAUAAUAGAGAAUUGUGAAGGUGGUUCGAUGAGCCCUCUGCCGGGCACCCGAAUGUGAUAUGCGGCGUAUCCAUGUAGAUGUGAAAUCACUAAUUGGACUCAUGUGAUGGCGGCCGCUGCGGAGGCAGAAUCCGAAAGGUGCAGCCAUCUGACCCUUUCAGAUGAGGCGGAGGAGAUACCAGAGGGGGUGGGAGGCCUGAGUGAAUGUGCUGUUGAGUUGCUCAAGAAAUGUACCCAGAGUGGAGAAGCGAUAUCACACCAACUGCAGCGGAUAUCCAGACCAAUGGUUGCGGGGACGGGAAUUGGUCACACUCUGCAGAGACGCGCAGCGCCUUCUAUAGCACCGCUCACAGUUGCGUGAGAGGCGGCAGCUGCCCCUACAGCGCACCGGCGCAUACCCUAUGGCGUCCGUGGACAACUCAGCCGACAGGAGGUGGUCAUCUGUCUCCCACCUAUCAGAAUCCAUUCCAUAUAAUCCAGGAUCAUUCUUCAUGGGUUCAGAGGGAUGGCAUGUGGAACACCAUCCUGGAUAUCUACAAAGAUGAUGACGGAGCUCUUGAAACCUUGCGCCGUGUUCUCAAGUUUGACCCGUAUGCCUCCAGGUGUCACUCAAUUUGCUGAUUAUGCAGAAACAGAACGUGAUCAAACUAACAGUGGAGAUGUAUAGUGGUGCUGAACAUGCCAAGAGUUGCCUGUUGUGCCAUGAAACACAGUCACUAAUUAUUGUAAGAAGAUGCUUUAGAAUGGAGCAUCACAAAGCUCUUGCCCAAGGGAAAGGCUAUAAAAGCAUGGUAUGAUUCGUUUGUGGAAACAGGCUGUGUGGCACUUCGAGAGAAAGGGAAAGGUCAUCCAUGGAAGGCAGGCUCUCGUGCAUCUGGGAAGAAAUUGUGUAUGGCUGGAAUAUCUGCCAUGUGACAAGAGGAAGCCACAUGGAGCAUUUGUAGAAAGAAAGUUGAGGUUCUAUCAAUUUUGCAAAUGAGAAUCAAAUGGAUAAAGUUGUACAACAUAUCUGCAACGAGAAACCGUUUUGAAAGAGAACCAAACAAAAACUCUUAAGUAUAUUGAUAGCUUAUUACAUCAUCAUGUUACAGAUAUUUUGGAGUAAAUAUUAAUGUGUUCAUGUAAUUUAAUGUUAAACAGCAAGUAAACUGAUGUUCUGCUGAUUUUUGUUUGUUUCUAAUUAGUUUUUGGCUUAUUGGGCUCUCAUCAGGAAACAACUUACUAGUGUCUACAAGGUACGCUAGUUCUUAGGUAACCAAACAUUAUAAGCAGAUAUACAAUCCAGUUGCACAGCAUACUAUUUAUGUAGUAAAUUGAAAAUUGACAAUAAAGUAAGUUUUUAGUUUUU
This is a messenger RNA of Schistocerca americana (American grasshopper), 1431 nucleotides long. RefSeq lists its product as uncharacterized. Bases 312 to 704 code for a protein of 130 amino acids. The record is from RefSeq and is a predicted model, not a curated record. Lineage: Eukaryota; Metazoa; Arthropoda; Insecta; Orthoptera; Acrididae. The transcript has 5 exons.